This is a messenger RNA of Parastagonospora nodorum SN15, 228 nucleotides long. RefSeq lists its product as hypothetical. The record is from RefSeq and is a predicted model, not a curated record. The transcript is spliced from 2 exons. Lineage: Eukaryota; Fungi; Ascomycota; Dothideomycetes; Pleosporales; Phaeosphaeriaceae. The coding region runs from base 1 to 228 and encodes 75 amino acids.
AUGGCGACGGCCGGGUGGUGGUGGUGCACUGCUGUCUUGCUGGAGCAGGAGCUUCUCGGGAUCGGCUGCAACUUUGACGGCGCACGGACGGCCAUGUCACGUGCAGGCCCAAAAACACACCCGCGCAUGCAAUGCGACCAAGUCAAGCAGAUGUACCAAUAUCGUGUUCCCUUGAGCCAUGUGCCUGCGUGUGAGCAGUCAUCCGUCGCCAUGCAAAACGGCAAGUGA